Molecule: messenger RNA, 1212 nt
Organism: Vigna unguiculata (cowpea)
Lineage: Eukaryota; Viridiplantae; Streptophyta; Magnoliopsida; Fabales; Fabaceae
Product: mediator of RNA polymerase II transcription subunit 20a
Biological process (GO): regulation of transcription by RNA polymerase II
Cellular component (GO): mediator complex
Molecular function (GO): transcription coactivator activity
Source: RefSeq, a predicted model, not a curated record
CGAAUGAGAGUCAUGGAGAUUUUAACUGCGUAUUUUGAACUUGACUAAAAUAAAAUAUAAAUACCCUAAGUUUCACUUCAGCGCAAGAAAUGUAUGGAACCCAGUACAAGUGUUGAAGGGCUUGGAAAAUUGGAAGGCAGAAGAUAGAAGAAGGGUAUCACGGAACACAGAACACAACACAGCAGAACACAGCAAAGUGUGUCUCUUUGGGGUUGAAAGGGGAAGCUAGAAUGCCCAUCAGAUGUAUUUUGCAUUGGCAACCCAGCCAAGGAACCAUGGUGAACAGCCAAAUCCUUAAUGAAAUUUCGCAGUGCGUUGAAACCCUUAACGGCGUCAAAGAAGGAAGAUGCAAAGCCUCCCUCACAUUCUACAGACCUAAUUUACGAGACCCGUCCACGGCCAUUGAUUUCCCUAGAGAUUUUCUGGGGAUUUCGAUGCUAGAGCAGCCCAACAAAUACUACUUCAUCAUUCGCGGCCAGAAGAUUGUUCUGGAGGCCGAUUAUUCUAUCUUGACUAUAAUGGAGAAACUCCAGUCCUACAAGUCCAAAGUGGCCCUUCAUUUCGAGGGAGCGCUGUAUAAAUUGGGCGACUUUCAGGUUAGAGUGAUUAAAGUUGUUCCCAAUCAAGCAGAAAGUCUCAGAGGAAUUAUGAUUGAGAUUGAGUAUCUCCCUAUUUCGUCAGUUGAAAAAUCCAAGCACAUUAUGGAAGAUUUCAUUGAUUUGUGGAAAGAAGUAGUGUCUAAAAAGUCAUUAGCGGGUCAGUUCGUGCAUACAGAACCAAAUUAUGCAGAAUAUGGACUUUCUGACAAUUAUACUUGUCAGCAUACUGCUGUUCAGUAUGCUGCUGCGUUGGCCCAACUAAUUCAAUCUUCACAGCUACGAAACUAGAACCUUGUAAGGCUUUCCUUUCUCGUUUAUUACAUGAAAGUUGAAAGAUCACUCCUUUUUGUGAGAGGGAAUUUCAGAUUCAUAUAAGGUGUGGAGUGGGAGACUGUGUUGAUACUCCUUUCGUGUAUUAUAGUCAUCUAACGCAACGUAUACAUUGCGCUUCUCUAGGUACCAAGAAUCAGAAUGUGAAAUUUAAUUGACAAAAUCCUUUUUUUUUUUUUUUCUAUUUGUUUCCAUAGUUAUCUGCAGAACAGAUAAUUUCAAUUGGGUGUUGAUUGGAAGAAAUAUUUCUUAAAGUACUAGAUCCUGCCCCCAGCAUAUUUCA